UGAGAGCAGAAGGCCUGACACUGACAAACUUGCUAAUUUUUUUUUCCAGAUAUAUACUUUACUUCGAGAUCCCCGAGCCUUUCACAUCCUUAUCAACGCUCAACCAAAAACGCAGUCUCCUCAUCAAACCUUUAGCUAUGACCGGCAAUAAUGGCUUUAGACCCUCAAAACACUGCCUGCAGGCAUGUUCAAGCUUUGCUCUGGCCUCCACACUUGCUUUCACACUUCAAAUCUACUUCUUCUCACCCAUAUCCCCAGACCCACUUCACCUUCCUCAUGUUUCAGCUACCCUCAAUUAUCCCACGAGCAACAAGUUACAGGAAGUGGCUAAAAUUGGAGAAGGAUUACUGGACAAACCAGAAGAUGUUUGUUUUGAUGGAGAGGGCAUACUGUAUACAGCCACAAGAGAUGGGUGGAUCAAAAGAUUGCAUAGAAAUGGAUCAUGGGAAGAUUGGAGGCUGAUUGGAGGUGAUACCUUACUAGGAGUCACCACCACAAGGACUGGUGGCAUCGUUGUAUGUGACACCCAGAAGGGUCUUCUUAAGGUUGGAGAAGAUGGAGUGUCUCUUCUUACAUCACAUGUUAAUGGGUCCGAGAUCAGGUUUGCGGACGAUGUGAUUGAAGCAUCAGAUGGGAGCCUGUAUUUCAGCGUUGCAAGCUCAAAAUUUGGACUCCAUGACUGGUACUUGGACGUGCUUGAGGCAAAGCCUCACGGGCAACUUCUCAAGUAUGAUCCUCUGUUGAAUGAGACAUCUAUACUACUUGAUAACCUGGCCUUUGCAAAUGGUGUGGCCCUUUCACAAGAUGAAGAUUUUCUGGUUGUUUGUGAAACAUGGAAAUUUAGGUGCCUCAAGUAUUGGCUCAAAGGGGAGAGAAAAGGAAGAACAGAAGUUUUUGUCGAUAACCUUCCUGGUGGGCCUGACAACAUCAAUCUCGCUCCCGAUGGGUCCUUCUGGAUCGCUCUACUAGAGUUGAGUCGAGAAGGGAUGGGGUUUGUGCACACAUCCAAGGCAUCAAAACACCUGGUGGCAACAUUUCCGAAACUGCUAGGGCUAGUCCAAGGCAUGCAGAAGAAAGCAAUGGUGGUGAAAGUGGGAGCUGAUGGGAAGAUGAUGAAGAGGUUUAAUGAUCCUAAUGGGAGUGUUAUGUCCUUUGUGACCAAUGCUUUAGAGUUUGAGGAGCACCUCUACUUGGGAAGUCUCAACACCAACUUCAUUGGGAAAUUACCAUUGACAACUGCAUGAUUACUUAAGCCUUGAAUGAAGAAGAAGAAGAAGAAGAAGAAGAAGAGCAAAAGAAAGGUGUGUAAUAAAAUAAGGGAUUAGUCCUAAUAUUGAAGAAUGGCCGAUGCCAAUUGACCUCAAAAAUGUGGUAAAGCAAUGAAUAUGCUUACUACUUUGCCAUGCUAUGAGCAUGGUACAAAGUUUCGGCACA
This is a messenger RNA of Vitis vinifera (wine grape), 1434 nucleotides long. RefSeq names its product protein STRICTOSIDINE SYNTHASE-LIKE 5. Gene Ontology annotation, molecular function: strictosidine synthase activity. The coding region runs from base 138 to 1244 and encodes 368 amino acids. Gene Ontology annotation, biological process: biosynthetic process. The transcript has 6 exons. The record is from RefSeq and is a predicted model, not a curated record. NCBI's taxonomy places the organism in Eukaryota, Viridiplantae, Streptophyta, Magnoliopsida, Vitales, Vitaceae.